UAUAUUCAUCCAAUUCUCUAUGAAAUGUCAGUCAAAGAAUUUUUUCAAAAACUUACUGAAGAAAUAUUGGUGCUAAAUUUAGAUUUUGAACAAGUCAAAUCGAUCGAAAUAAGUAAAUCAACAAAUUCAACCGAAGCUAUACCAACAAGUUCUGAUUGUAAUAUUAUCAAAUUAACUAAUACAUUUGGAGCAAAUAUUUAUUAUCACCUAAAAGAAGAACAAAUAUUUUAUAACUAUCAAAAUGGUUUGGAUAUUUUUAUGCAAACAGCAAGACAAAAAAAUAAAUUAUAUGUUCCCAAUUUUACAUAUGCAGAUAACCAAGGAAAACAAUUUGUUUUUUCUCUAUCAGAAAUUCUUUGGUAUUUGGAUAUUCGCAACCAUAAAAACUUAAAGAUCAAA
This is a messenger RNA of Racocetra persica, 399 nucleotides long. NCBI's taxonomy places the organism in Eukaryota, Fungi, Glomeromycota, Glomeromycetes, Diversisporales, Gigasporaceae. The record is from the annotation of a GenBank genome assembly.